AAACACUCGAGUGUGUUUUGUUGAGGUUUUCUGUCAAGUUUCAUGCAGCGAAACUGAAUUAUCUGCAAACGACUGCGUGCUUGUUGCGCAAUCCCCGCAGCUGAGCUGGCUGGUUAACGUGUGUCAGCUGAUGGAGACAGCAAGGGUCUUGUCUUUUUAAAUUAGCAUUCAAAGGCUGACCGGGAUUCAGAUCAACAGUUUGUUAUACAGCCUUAUUUCAAAUGUUGUCUUUCUCGACAUUAACCGAUAGUUUAACACCAUUUACGGCUGCUGUAGCUAAGUGACAAGAAGAGUGUCUUACUUACUUGACCAUUUAAAUGUUUAUUUUUAGACCGUCACCACAAACUCUGCCAAAGAACUGUAUGAAAGUCGGCCCAUAAUUAUCUCUACAUUAUUACCCUGAAAUACUUAGUGGGAAACAAAUGUCAGUUCUGGGAUGUGUUGAUGAAAUAAGAUUAUGGUUGGUCCUAUUAUUCUUAAUAUUCUGUCUGAUGUUGCUGGCAAUUUGUGUGAUUGAGUGAGCUGGUGGGCUUUGUAGAUUCAUAAUUAAAUCACUAGAUGGCCCUGUUUGCCUUCUCUGGGUUAUGUUUAGGGACAUCAGACUACAGCAGGCUUCAAAGUCGUGGCGUCUUUAUUUUUAGAUUGUUUUGUUGUCCAGAGCACCUGUGGGAGCCAAACACAGACAGCCACACAUGGACUCUACCUUGAGUGUCAUACGAUGACACCUUUUGACUAGCCCCCAAAGUUUUAAAUUUGCCUUUUUUUUUUAGGGCUUUCGCCCAGAAAGUGAUAUUUGGAACCCAAAUCAUGAUCUUUUCCUAAACCUUCAACCAAGUAUUUCUGGCAACAACAAAAAAGGCCAGUAUUCUGUGGUAGCAGAUAAUGGAAGAUUCUUGAGGUCAAGUCAGGGUAUACAUACAAUAUUUUGACAUAUAAAAUGCAUAUACUAUUUCUGUAGAAGUUUGUGUGGUGUGGAAGUGUCCUUAAGCGAGACACUGAGCCCCAAGUUGUUCCCCGGGUGCUUUACCGCAGCCCACUGCUCCUAAUGCUUAGGAUGGGUUAAAUGCAGAGCUCAAAUUUCAGGCGGUGUGGUGCUUCACCUGGUGACUUAGAAGGUGAUGUUCAGUGUUAACAAAACAUUCACUGAGCUCAUGUGUUGUAGCAACUGACCUUGAAGGCUUAGAGUCUGUGACAUGCAUACAAGCAACAUUGGACAGUAAACACCCCUUCCCACCACCACUAAAACCCUAGUGUGCACGAAGGGUGUGCCGAGCUGCCUUUUGCAGUUUGAUACUGAUGUAGGCGAACAAAUAGACUGAACACUCAAUUUAGUGACAAAGAAACAUAUUGGAGAAUGCAUCAUUGCCCCAUGCAUUUAAAUGUAAUCAUUUGUCAAAGAAAACAGGAUGUAUUAUAAUUGGAACAAUAUUAGUUUGAAAACCAAGUGCACGUACAGCCUGUUUUUUCUUGAUAAAAGUGGAGGUUUUGAGACUGAUCUUUGCCCUUGACCUGUCUGCUCAGCUGCAGCAAUGCAACCAUAAGGACUGCAACUUAGACCGAAAGGGGUGGUAGCUAAAUGUAUGGCUACGUUUGCACUGCUGCUCCGCCCUUCCUGUCUGCGCGUGAGUGACAGAAACAGAGCGCCGCUCCAUUGGACAGAGCCUGUACAUAUGAAUGGGCGGCAGCUGCACGUUUUUACAUGUAUAUGGUGGGGGAGGGGCUUUCAAACGUAACAUUGUUUAAUAAAACCUUGAUUUAAAAAAGAGAAUUUGGUGGAGAACAUCAAUCAUGACCUCAUUCAUUCAGGAACCAGGCCGUGCUAACAUAAAUAACUACACCUACGAUGUGUGUUUUGCUCGUGGCACGUUUUCCUGUUCAUGUAUUCUGUUCUGUAGAACCUCUAGAUAUAUAUAACUAUCAACCAAUGAGAUCUCAGCCACCGGCGACGUAUCAACUGCUAUUGGCUCCUCGUUAUAAUCCACGCCCCCUUUUGAUUGGCCUAAUUAAUAUUCAUAAAACGAGGCGCCCGGCCCGCCUAUCAACACAAGGAUGGGUGGACAUCUUUGUAGAGGGACAGUUUGUUCCCAACACCUCCAAACUCGUUUACCGGAGGAAGAGAAGAGAGCUUUUAGGGAUGCAGUGACCGUCGUCAUACGUGAAAACCGUUGAAUCCCCCUGAGACGGUGCUGAAUAGCUACGUUAGUGUUAUCGAGCAGACAAGCUGUUUAGCUUGCUUUUUGUUUGACAGUAACUUAUAACACGGGAGGAAAAUGUCAGGGGAGCCAAUUAUCAUCACACUAAAAACGGCCACCGGGGCCCCGAGUUCAUUCCCCGUGGUUCUGAAGAAGGUUAUGGAAAUGCCACCACCGGACAUUCUGGACGGUGACGACGAAACGGACAAGCUGUGUCUGGGAGAUGUUGACCUUGGCGGAGGAGGUAGCGAUAUGGGUCCUUCGGCUGCCCUGACCCCGGCGAUCUGGGAUAAAACCAUUCCUUACGAUGGGGAGAACUUCCACCUGGAGUACAUGGACCUGGAGGAGUUCCUCACGGAGAACGGCAUCCCCACCUUGCCGGACGUGGGCUCUCUAAAGAGCAGCGCAGAGGGAGACUCCACGAGGACGGAGAAACUAAAGGCACAGGUGAAGGUUGCCAAGCCAGCCAGCGUGUCCUCACUGGGCCUGCUGCCCAUUCAGGAACUGGACAAGUGUGAGGGGGAAGUGAUCAUCACCAAGAGCGACUCUGAUAUCCUCUGCGAUGUUACUGCAGAGGUGACCACUGAAAGCGACGAAGAGACCCCCGACCCCGAUGAGCUCGAGGUCGAUGUGAACUAUGAGCCGGAUCCCACCGACCUGGUCCUGUCGAGUGUGCCCGGAGGCGAGCUGUUUAAUCCUCGCAAGCACAAGUUCUCUGAAGAGGAGCUCAAGCCACAACCUAUGAUCAAGAAGGCCAAGAAAGUGUACGUGCCUGACGAGCAGAAGGAUGACAGGUACUGGAAUAGAAGGAAGAAGAACAACGUGGCGGCCAAGCGCUCCCGCGACGCCCGCAGGUUAAAGGAGAACCAGAUCACCGUCAGAGCGGCUUUCCUGGAGCGCGAGAACGCGGCGCUGCGGACGGAAGUUGUCGAGCUGCGGAAGGACUGCAGCCGCUACAAGAGCACAGUGGGUUGCUACGAAGACAAAUUUGGACCACUAGCGGUGCUGGAAGAAGACCAAUAGAAAGUGUUUGAUUUAUUUUUAAAAUAAAUCAAACACUAGAAUCGAUCUGAGGAGGAGGGCGUCGACUAGUGUUGCAAUAGCGUGUAAAGAGUUGACAUCUAUUUUUAAUUUCUGGAGUUUUUUGAGAAUUAGAUUUACUCUCCAUGUGAACAUCUUGUAUGUCUAUAACUCCUUCUGUAUGAGAGGAUAUUCGAGUGCUUCAGUGCACAACUUUGAAGUGUACUUUUAUCAUGUUUUGUACGCCUUUGGCUGAAAGACAUUAUUUUGGAGAAACGGUGGGAUUUUCACUUUUUAGAUGAUACUUGGGUGGCAAUAGUUUAGACUAGAAUAGUUAUUAUUGUAAAAACAAUGAUUUGCAGGUAGCUUCCAAUUCUUUCCACGUUCGAAUGAAUUCUGAAACCUGCCUCACGGUUUUAUUUUCCAAUUUAUAUCACAUGGCGGAUUGUGGGAAGAGCUGGGCUUGUCUUUGCCCACAAAAACACUUUAACUGAAACAUUUCUAAUAAUAUAAGCUUCUUCAGGGUAUUAGUGGAGUGCAGCCAUGGUUACUUCUCUUCACCUACAAGUGCUCAUUACCAGAAGCUCUCACACACACACACACACACACACAGCUCUCAGAGUAUGACGCCUGCAGGUUGUCAAUACUGACUCGUCCAUUUACGUCACUAAAUUUUCAUACGUUAUGUGUAGAAUCCACUCGUGUGUACUGUAAAUAGUUGUAACCUCAUAUUAUACUUUUUAAAAAAAUGUUCCCCUCCAUCAUGUUGCAUUCAUUGCAUUGGACAUUAAAAACUCAGUUACACUGCAAGUCAAGUUUUUGAAAAACUUAAGCUUUGGAUAGAUUUCAAGUGAAUUCCUGAAAUGUAAGAGCUUACCGUCUCGCGCCAAUGAGCGGACAUGUGCGUUGGUAACGGCCGAGUGUUUGAUGUGUUAAAGGCAAGCUGCCUGAUGCUAACGGGACUCUCAUCAGUGCCUUAUUAAUGGCAGCUGGAGGCAAAAUGUUUCCCUCGUUAAGCCUGAAAACUCCCACAGUUCCACAUCAUCGGUUGAAGUGAUCGAGCUCGUUCUUUCCCGUUAUUCACAAUGGGUUGUUUGAAAUACUCACAACUAUGAACUCAAAACCUUUUGGAUUUGGGGAGACUGUGCAUUUAGAUUGUAUCAACAUGUUUUAGUAUGUUAGUAGAUGCAUUUAUCAGCCUUUAUCACCCAGCUUCUUAUUUGUUUGUGAACUACUUUUUAUUUUCUGUCUGAGGUGUGUAAAGAUGGCAGCGUCUGUUGCCAAAAUAUAUAUAUAUAUAAUUUUUAUUUUUUUUUUUUUAUACAAACACAGUAGUGCUGUAUUGGGGGCAUCAAACCAUUUGAAGGCCGUGCACAGUUUGCCAGUUUACAGGGGGGCGUAUUGUGUAACAGUAGUAACAUGUGUAGUUAAAAUUGUGACUUAACAGAUUUUACACUCAUAUUCUUGACAAACGGAAAGCUAUGUUCUUCUGUUAGUGUGCUUGUAACUGAAUAGAUUAAAUAUUAUGGUCUGUUUUGGAAAGGGGUUCCCAGGUGUGACAUAAUUCAAGGAGUAAUACAAAAGUAAACUAUUAGUUUUUUAACUGCAGUAAAAGCAUCUUUAUUAGUACAUGUUUUUUUUGUUGAAGUUAACAAAGGGCAAUCUUUCUUGUGGAGUAAAACUUAAACUCAGGACAGUCAUAUUUAUCUGUACUUUUUUUUUUUUUUUUUUAAAGUCUUUCUGCUUUAAUAAAGCUUGUAUCUGCCUUCCAUCUGAAACAGGCCGAUUUAUUACCUUCCUGGUUCUGUCUGUGUUUCUUGUGAAGGCACUUCAUGGCAUUUUGAGUAAGACUACCUUUUGUGUCUUGUAUAUACAGUGUGUAUAAAUAAAGCUUUGUUGAGGAAG
Messenger RNA from Anarrhichthys ocellatus (wolf-eel), 5117 nucleotides. It is a transcript of the gene tefa, whose product is annotated as TEF transcription factor, PAR bZIP family member a. Gene Ontology annotation, molecular function: RNA polymerase II cis-regulatory region sequence-specific DNA binding; DNA-binding transcription factor activity, RNA polymerase II-specific. Bases 2271 to 3215 code for a protein of 314 amino acids. The transcript has 5 exons. The record is from RefSeq and is a predicted model, not a curated record. Gene Ontology annotation, cellular component: nucleus. Lineage: Eukaryota; Metazoa; Chordata; Actinopteri; Perciformes; Anarhichadidae. Gene Ontology annotation, biological process: regulation of transcription by RNA polymerase II.